Messenger RNA from Scatophagus argus, 2260 nucleotides. RefSeq names its product PWP1 homolog, endonuclein (gene pwp1). Lineage: Eukaryota; Metazoa; Chordata; Actinopteri; Scatophagidae. The record is from RefSeq and is a predicted model, not a curated record. Gene Ontology annotation, biological process: rRNA processing. Gene Ontology annotation, molecular function: protein binding. Bases 148 to 1632 code for a protein of 494 amino acids. Gene Ontology annotation, cellular component: nucleus. The transcript is spliced from 15 exons.
CUGUUGACAUCAUCUAUAUGCGACACAGGGCCCUUUUCAACUCACAUGUACUCCCCUUGUGUGCUUGUCUGAAGUGGAAUACUUUCGACAAUCAGUACAUGAUACAUUUUACAAUAUUUGGUCGGUAAACCACAGCGUAUCUACAUAAUGAGUUCUCAGAUUACUUGUGUCGGAUGGGUGGGGAGAGGCGUUGCCAAGGAAACCCCGGACAAAGUUGAGUUGAGCCAAGAGGAGCUACAACGCAUCAUCACUGAAGCAAAGGAAGAGCUGGGGGAAUUAGCAGCUGAGGAGGAGGAAGAGGAGGAUGAAGGCAUUGUCUCUGAACAGAAUCCUAAUAGUGAUACAGCAGACGUUGCUGUAGUUCCAAAGGGUGGGAAUGAAGAAGAAAAGCAGGAAGAUGACGAGCUAGCGGAGUACGACCUGGAUAAAUAUGAUGAAGAGGAUUCUGUGACUGCUAAUCUCGGCGAUAGUCUGGCUGGACUCACAGUGUUCAGCUCUAAUGAAGAAGAUCCUUACAUCACUAUCAAAGACACAGACCAGUAUGAGCGAGAAGACUUCCAAAUCAAACCCACUGACAACCUCAUCCUAACAGGCCGGGCAGAGAAGGACUGCUGCAAUUUGGAGAUCCAUGUGUAUAACUCAGAGGAGGAAUCUCUUUAUGUUCAUCAUGAUAUUCUGCUGCCAGCUUACCCACUGUGUGUUGAGUGGCUAAACUUCGACCCCAACCCUGCAGAAGGACCCGCUAACUACGCCGCUGUGGGCAAUAUGACCCCUCAGAUAGAUGUGUGGGACCUGGAUGUGGUGGACUGCUUAGAGCCAGCCUUCUCACUGGGGAGCAAAAAGGCCUCCAAGAAGAAAAAGAAGAGCAAGAAGGGAGCAGCAGCAGCAGAGCCUGUUGAGGGACACACAGAUGCAGUGCUGGAUUUAUCCUGGAACAAACUGGUUAGAAAUGUGUUGGCCAGUGGAUCAGCAGAUGACACAGUUAUCUUGUGGGAUCUUUCUCAAGGCAAACCAGCCACAACCAUGCGCAGACACACCGAUAAGGUUCAAACGUUAACGUUCCACCCAUUUGAAGCACAGACUCUGAUAUCAGGAUCAUAUGACAAGACAGCUGUCCUGUACGACUGCCGCAGUCCUGACAACAGCUAUCGCACUUGGAGGUUCAGUGGUCAAGUGGAGCGUCUGGUCUGGAACCACUUUUCACCAUGCAACUUCCUGGCCAGCACAGAGGACGGAUUUGUCUACUGUCUGGACGCACGCUCAGAUAAACCUGUUUUCACACUGAAGGCUCAUGAUGAAGAAGUAUCAGGAUUGGACCUUAGCAGCCAGAUUAAAGGGUGUCUGGUCACUGCAUCAUCUGACAAACAUGUUAAGAUUUGGGACAUUUUGGGCAACAAACCCAGCUUAGUGCACUCACGGGAUAUGAAAAUGGGCGUGCUGUUCUGCGCUUCAUGUUGCCCUGACCUGCCCUUCAUCUACGCCUUCGGGGGACAGAAAGAUGGCCUGCGGGUUUGGGAUAUAAGUGAUGUUGCAGCAGUGGCAGAGGUGUUCGGCAGUCGAGAGCGCCUGGUGGCAAACACGGGAUCACAGACAUCCAGCACUGCAGCCACAGCAGACAUGGAAGUCUCCUAGUGACCCUCUGGAUGCGUGAACAGCCUGUAAACAUGGGGAAAAAGCCGAGUAUCUCUGGAAACGCAUAAAGUUGCUGUGCUUACUCGUGUCCUCCUCUGAGUGCAGCACUUAGUUCAUUCAAAAGACGGGGAGAAAUGAAACUGCAUUCAUGAGGAAUUUGAAAUGUUGGCCAGAAUCCAAACUGGGCUUAAAACACCUGAAAAACCUGUUCAGCUUGUUUCCCUGUCCAGAUAACAACAGUGGCAUAGCACACUCAAAGAUGUGUUAAAAGACGAGUAUGUUCCUUACAUUCAUGCUAGUGAAUAUUUCAAGGAAAUGACUUUUCAUUUUUAGGGGGAAACAGUGAUUCAGAUAUUUGAAUUACUCUGUAUUAAUUGUUGUAUUACCUAUAGAUCUCCUUCAACUUUGCCUUUUUUGUACCUUUACAAAUGAAAUAUGCUACUAAGGAUAUUUUCACAUGAAAAUGUAUCAUUUACUUUGCAAUAUUCCUUACCCGGGUUUCCUGGUAGUAAUGAAUGGUUAAAUUAAAUAAUAAAAUAAUCCAGCAUACUUACAUGUGGCCAAAGUUUUCCAAAAUGAAAGACUCUUUAAAAUGCUGUAUAUUCAAUAAAUACAAUAUAUAAAAUGU